Messenger RNA from Paramecium tetraurelia, 2244 nucleotides. RefSeq lists its product as uncharacterized. Gene Ontology annotation, biological process: phosphatidylinositol phosphate biosynthetic process; phosphatidylinositol-mediated signaling. Gene Ontology annotation, molecular function: 1-phosphatidylinositol 4-kinase activity. Gene Ontology annotation, cellular component: membrane; cytoplasm. The transcript is spliced from 6 exons. NCBI's taxonomy places the organism in Eukaryota, Ciliophora, Oligohymenophorea, Peniculida, Parameciidae. The record is from RefSeq and is a predicted model, not a curated record.
AUGAAUAAUCAAUAAUUACCAACAACUAUUUAAGAAUUAGAUAUUGACACUAAAGAGUUGAAUAGAAGAAUUCGAUAAUUAUAAAAUUGGAAGGCUGUCCUCUCUAUUUUUCAGUCAGACAACUUUACUCCAGAGAUAUUGAUACAUUAUUUUAUGGCAACUUUCAAUGAGGCUGGACCUCAUCAAUAUUUAACUAACAGUUUGUAUCAUAUGCCCAAAAAGUUCAUCGAAUAUUAUAUUCCCUAAUUUGUGUAAUAUUUCAGUCUAAUAUCUAGAUAUAUGGUGGUCAAGAAUGGGUCUUAAAGUAUGGAAACUUUCUUAGAAUCAUUAAGUUCCUUAAGCAUUGCAAAUUAUUUUAAAAUACUUUGGUGUCUGAUUGCCUAUUCUUAAGAUGAAAAAAGGUAUAGCAAAAUAUAUUCUAAAUUGGAAUCCUUUUAAAGGCGAUUAGAGAAAGAAAUGAUUAAUGGUGCUCUUAAAAUGAGUAACGAUGAAAUUGAGUAAAACAAGGAUAAUCCAUAGUUUUAGGAGUUAUUGAUGAAGAAAUGCAUGGAGAAGGAGUUCAGAUCUCAUUACAUGAUUGCCCAAGACCGAUUCAUUAUUUAAAUGAUUCAAUUAUCCUUAACACUAAAAUCAAUUGAAAAUGAUAGCAGAAAGAAAUAUCUAGUAUCCUAAAUUUAAAAGGGUAAUAAUGCGAUCAAGCGAAUGACUAACAUGAAUAGGAGGUUAGCUUAUUUCAGGGGAAUAGUAAUACCAUUUUAGAGGGAUAAUGAAUAUUCCGAAGCAUCUAAUUUAAUGGUAAAUAUAUGCGAGGAGGGAGCAGCAUGUUUUAACACAAAAACUAGAGUUCCUUAUAGAAUUGUAAUUGAAACCAUCAGCAUCAUAGAACAGCAAGAAAAGAUUGAUUCAACAAAAGUAGAUGAAAAUGAAUGCGAUGCCUUGAAUGAUACUGAAGAUUUUAUAUAAAUGGAUGUACCUAAUAAUUUAGAAGAGUAAAUGAAACAGUUAACCAAUGAGAAAUAGUAGGAUACGAUUUUCAACUAAUUGAUAAAAUACGAUAGUUAGAGUUCCAGUUUUAAAGAUUUUGAUGAUUUGAAUCAAACUUUAGAAGCAAACUAAAAUUAAGAUAUGCUUAAAAAAAGAAGUAGUUCUUGGUCAGACACUGAAAAUUCAUAAGCAGCUGUAGAACGCUAGGAAACACGUAGUCCUUAAAAAAGUAAAGAUUUGGAGGAUAGCUUUUCAUAAUCCAGUUCAGAACAUCAGAUUUCUAUAUUAAAAAUUGGUGUUGUCGAAUAAAAUUAGUAAAUUUAGGGAAUUAUUUAAUCUCCAAUAUAAUAAAGAUCUUCUGUAAAUUAUAUUCAGAAUAAAUCGAAUUCUAAUUUAAAUCCAUGGGGAGAAGAUUGGAAAGAUAAAAUUAAUAGAAUUAAACAAGAAUCAAAAUUUAAAGAUUUCGAAUCUUUAUAGAUUAGGAUUAUAAUGGUGAAAGGAGGUGAUGAUUUAAGGCAAGAGUUACUAAUAAUGCAGGUGAUAUAAAAGAUGCAUGAGAUUUUUAGAUCAGCUUAAUUGAAUUUAUUUUUGAAACCAUAUGAAAUAAUAGUAGUGUCUGAGAAUUCUGGGAUAUUAGAAUUUGUUUAAAAUACAGUUUCAAUGGAUGGACUAAAGAAAUAUUUGGAUAAGCAAAAAUUAAGUUUGGUUUAGUUUUAUAAAUAAUAUUUUGACUCUGAUUACCAUUAAGCUCAAAAGAAUUUUGUAGAAAGCUUGGCAGGAUAUUCUCUACUGAGCUAUUUUUUAUAAAUAAAGGAUAGACAUAAUGGAAAUAUUCUUGUUGAUAAUUAGGGGCAUUUGAUUCACAUAGAUUUUGGAUUUGCUCUUUCAAUUUCACCAGGUAAUGCUGGAUUUGAGACUGCUCCAUUUAAGAUGACGAAGGAUUAUUUAGAAAUAAUGGAUAAUAAAAAUUCGAGCAUGUUUGAAUAUUUUAGAAGAUUGAUGUUUAGUGGAUUUAUGGAAAUCAGAAAAUACUGUGCUUCUAUCUUUUAAAUUAUUGAGAUAAUGAUGGAAAAGAGCAAUUUUAAUUGUUUUAAAUAUUUUGAUUUUUCUGAAUUCAAAUAACGAUUUUUGUUGAAUAAGACUGAGAUAUAAUGUAGACAAGAGAUUGACAAAUUAAUAUAAAUGAGCAUUGAAGACUCUCGUACUAGUACUAAGCUUUAUGAUUAAUUUCAAUAUCUAACUAAUGGAAUAUACCAUUGA